CCGCCGAGCAUCCUCACCCUGAGCUUUAUCUGAUCUAAACUCUGCGGGGGCAGGCUUCAAGUCCCAUCACUGGUUAAAGGGGGGAGGUGGGCUGCAGAAGACCAGAGACUACCCCUGGGCCCCGCGCGAGCUGGCGACACCUGCUUCGGCUGAAAACCCUCCUCCUCUCUUGGACUCCUCGCAAACUCUGAUUUCUUUCUAAAAUAAUGCAGCUAGAGAACAUCCUUCCCAGCGCCAGCAUCAAUCUACCCAAGACCUUCUACAACCUGUCCUCCUCAGACACCGCCAGCACYAGCCCCAGGCCCUCCUCUCAGCUCGAGUACCAAGAGGUGGAGCGGGAGUCCUUGUCCGGCGGUGCCAACAAGAAGUACCUGAGCGGGGUGGGCAACGGGAUGCUGGGGGAGGGAGAGGGGGACGCCGGGAGGAAGGGCUCCCCGGUGCUGGGGGAGGACGAGCUGACGAGUGGCCGGCGGUACAACAUCGACGAACUCGGUUCUGACAGAUACUUCAUCUCGUCCUCCCAGGCGAGUUCCGACAUGGCGAACCCGUGUUCCUUGUUUCCGUACGCGGGACAGACGGGCUCGGUGUACGGCGGCACGGGCGGCUCCAGGUACCCGGCCUCCUUGCAUUACGGCUCGGUCCUGCCGCCCGCGGGCUUCUCCGCGCCGUCCGUGUGCAGCGGCCGGAGCCAGUUCGGCAGCGGCGGGUACCAGUUCAGCCAGGGGCCCGGCUGCUUGUACCCGUCCUACUCCGGGACGGGGACCGGGAUCGGGUCCAUGUCUCUGCCCGGCUCUGCUGCGGGGGCUCGGGCUCAGGUGUACCUGUGUAACCGGCCUCUGUGGCUGAAGUUCCACCGGCACCAGACCGAGAUGAUCAUCACCAAGCAGGGCAGACGGAUGUUUCCUUUCCUCAGCUUCAACAUCACGGGCCUGAACCUCACGGCCCACUACAACGUGUUCGUGGAGGUGGUUCUGGCCGACCCGAACCACUGGCGCUUCCAGGGAGGCAAGUGGGUCACUUGUGGAAAAGCAGACAAUAAUAUGCAAGGUAACAAAGUGUACGUUCACCCUGAAUCUCCAAACACCGGUGCUCACUGGAUGAGACAAGAAAUCUCUUUCGGCAAAUUGAAGCUGACGAACAAUAAAGGAGCCAACAACAACAACACACAGAUGAUAGUGCUGCAGUCGCUUCAUAAAUACCAGCCCCGUUUGCACAUUGUGGAAGUGACGGAGGACGGAGUGGAGGACAUGAGCAACGAGUCCAGAACCCAGACCUUCACCUUCCCAGAGAACCAGUUUAUUGCUGUCACAGCUUACCAGAACACAGAUAUCACACAGCUGAAGAUUGACCACAACCCAUUUGCAAAAGGCUUCCGGGAYAACUAUGACUCGAUGUACACAGCUCCGGAAAGCGACAGGCUGACUCCGUCGCCAACAGACUCGCCUCGCUCGACCCAAAUCGUGCCCGGAGCUCGCUACGCCAUGCAGCCUUUCUUUCAGGACCAGUUUGUCAACAACCUGCCUCAGAACCGCUUCUAUACCGGCGAACGGGCCGUGCCCCAAACCAACAGCCUUCUGUCCCCGCAGAGCGAGGACCCCAGCGCGGCUGCUUCRGCCCAGCGCUGGUUCGUCCCCCCGGUCCAGCAGCCGGGCUCCAACAAGCUCGACCUCUCGUAUGAAAAUGACUAUUCCACCAGCAGCCUGCUGUCGUACGGCAUCAAACCUCUGUCCCUGCAGACRUCCCACGCCCUCAGCUACUACCCAGACUCGGCCUUUGCUUCCAUGGCUGCAGGCUGGGGGACUAGAAGCUCUUACCAGCGCAAAAUGACCACGGGCCUGCCCUGGUCCCCUCGCCCCAGCCCCCCAGCGUUCUCAGAGGACCAGUUGGGGGCCAGUAAAGAAAAGCUACCGGAGGAGACCGCUCAGCCCACCUCGACCUGGAUCGAGACCUCCCACUCUCUGAAAUCAAUGGACUCUACCGACUCGGGUGUGUACUCCAUGGUGUGCAAGAGGCGCAGGAUGUCCCCCGGGGGCUCGAGCACAGAGAACUCCCCGACCAUCAAGUGCGAGGACUUGACUACGGAGGAGUACAACAAGGACAACCCAAAAGGCAUGGGUUAUUAUGCUUUCUACACAAGCCCCUAAGACUGUAUUUAUUUCAGCUGAAUAUGAUGAUUUGGUUUUGAUCAAUGAGUGACUCCAUUCCUUGUUAAUGUCUUUUUUCUCUUUUCUCUAAAGGUGCCAAAGCUUAGUGUUUCCCCAAGCAAGCUGCACAAGGUUAUUUUCCCAGGCCAGCCCCUCUCACAUGAGCAGAAACAUGCAUAGUGAUUUGUUGUUUUCAAAAAAUAAUAAAAGAGGAAAAAAAUGAAGCAUGUUCCAAUUAAAUUCAAUUAUUUUUUCAACAUUUUUUUUAUUUUAAAAUGUGAUUUCUUCUUUUCCCCCCAUAUUCUGCGUAUUUAAGUCCUUUUUGUUGUACAGUAUUUGUGCACUUUAGAAUGUGAUGUAUCUUGUACAAAUUGUCUUCAUGGAGGUGUUAUUAAAUGGAAAAAUAAAACUGGCUUUUCAUAAAGCAUUGUGGAAA
Molecule: messenger RNA, 2580 nt
Organism: Austrofundulus limnaeus
Lineage: Eukaryota; Metazoa; Chordata; Actinopteri; Cyprinodontiformes; Rivulidae
Gene: eomesa
Product: eomesodermin homolog a
Exons: 6
Coding region: 207-2144 (645 amino acids)
Biological process (GO): regulation of transcription by RNA polymerase II; endodermal cell fate specification; positive regulation of DNA-templated transcription
Cellular component (GO): nucleus; chromatin
Molecular function (GO): DNA-binding transcription factor activity, RNA polymerase II-specific; RNA polymerase II cis-regulatory region sequence-specific DNA binding
Source: RefSeq, a predicted model, not a curated record